UGAAAAUUAUUAUUCGUGGUGAUAUUCGGACAGGAAAAUCUACCUUAUUUAAUCGAUUGCAAGGAGAAUCUUUUCGUGAAGAAUAUAUUACUACACCUCAAAUUCAAGUUGCAAAUAUACAAUGGAAUUAUAAUCAAACAGAUGAUGUUAUUAAAGUGGAAAUUUGGGAUGUGGUUGACAGGGGUAUCAAUCCAACAAAUAUUAAUAAGAGACCUACGACACCAAAUGUUGCAUUGAAAAUUGAAAAUUCACAAAUACCGACGAAACCACAACCAUCCAGUUCUCCGCUUCAGUCACCGGAUCAACUUUCACUCGAUGCUGCAACUAUAGACGUAUAUCGUAAUACACAUG
This is a messenger RNA of Dentiscutata heterogama, 351 nucleotides long. Lineage: Eukaryota; Fungi; Glomeromycota; Glomeromycetes; Diversisporales; Gigasporaceae. The record is from the annotation of a GenBank genome assembly.